AUGCUUCCGCAGAAAGCGCCCAAAAAUGCGUCUGCCGCCGCCGCAGAUCUGGUCGAAGGCCGCGACCAUAUCAGCAACCUCCCGGACGGCGUGCUGCAGCACAUUCUCUCCUUCCUGCCGGCGCAGGACGUCGUGCGGACAUGUCUGCUCGCCAAGCGCUGGCGCCACAUGUGGGAGUCCACCACCGUCCUGCGCUUCGUGUGCGGCGGAUUGAAGGAACCAGGGUCCGUAGAGGAGAUUAAGGAGUUCGUGGACCAUCUGCUGCGCCUGCGCAUCCGCGGAGGCACGCCGCUCGACACCUGCGAUUUCCGUUUCCAUCUCGACGAGAAUAAAGAUUUCGACAUGAGCCGAAUCGUGCUUUGGAUCCGUAUAUCUCUCCAGUGCAAAGUCCGGGUGCUCCAGUUCAUCUUUGUGGGCGAUAAUUAUCAGGACAUUCUUCCUCAAGAUGACCAUCCCUUCUUUAUCUCCCAAUACCUGAAGAAGCUAGAGCUUGAAAAUUUCAACGAAAUGGUGCCCAGAUUCCUUGACUUCUCCUGCUGCCCAUUUUUGGAAGACCUUGAGAUUGUUUACUGUGCCCUAGCGCGUCCUAAACUCAUCUCGUCACAAUCCCUCAAGCGUCUAACCAUCAAGCGUGUGCCUGAUGGCAUCCUCGAUCGAACGACCGGCAGGAUGCUUCCGCGGAAAGCGCCCAAAAUUGCGUCGGCCGCCGCCGCAGCUCCGGUCGAAGGCCGCGACCACAUGAGCAACCUCCCGGACGGCGUGCUGCAGCACAUACUCUCCUUCUUGCCGGCGCAGGACGUCGUGCGGACAUGUGUGCUCGCCAAGCGCUGGCGCCACUUGUGGGAGUCCAGCACCGUCCUGCGUUUCGUGUGCGGCGGAUUGAAGGAACCAGGGUUCGUAGACGAGAUUCAGGAGUUCGUGGACCAUCUGCUGCGCCUCCGCAUCCACGGAGGCACACCGCUCGACACGUGCGAGUUCCGUCUCGACGAGUACUGUCGCACCGCCGCCAUGGCUCGCUUUAUCCUUUGGAUCCAUAUAGCUCUCCAGUGCAAAGUCCGGGUGCUCCGGCUUAACUAUUCGGGCCAAUUUCCUUCUCUCGAUGGCCAUCCUUUCUUCAUCUCCCAAUACCUGAAGAAGCUAGAGCUUGAAGGACUUGACACAUUGCCCAACAGAUUGCUUGACUUCUCAUGCUGCCCGAAUUUGGAAGACCUUGAGGUUGAUGACUGCAACCUAGGGGAUCUCUUACUCAUCUCGUCACAAUCCCUAAAGCAUCUAACCAUCCAGUGUUGCUAA
This is a messenger RNA of Miscanthus lutarioriparius, 1293 nucleotides long. NCBI's taxonomy places the organism in Eukaryota, Viridiplantae, Streptophyta, Magnoliopsida, Poales, Poaceae. The record is from the annotation of a GenBank genome assembly.